Molecule: messenger RNA, 5721 nt
Organism: Oncorhynchus kisutch (coho salmon)
Lineage: Eukaryota; Metazoa; Chordata; Actinopteri; Salmoniformes; Salmonidae
Gene: rin2a
Product: Ras and Rab interactor 2a
Exons: 12
Coding region: 367-3627 (1086 amino acids)
Biological process (GO): vesicle-mediated transport; signal transduction
Cellular component (GO): endocytic vesicle; cytosol
Molecular function (GO): small GTPase binding; guanyl-nucleotide exchange factor activity
Source: RefSeq, a predicted model, not a curated record
UGCAAAUUAACAUACAAAACUCCUUAUCCUGCCACUCCGUCAGGCUUUUGUUUUGUUCUCCAGAGGUUGAUGCCUGGGGAGGUCGUUUGCGCGGUGGAUGAAGGAAAGAAAAUGGAAAGGCACUAGGGCAAAUCUUGGACGGAGCCGACUCGGGAAAGGAGCGGAGCCCAACUUUCUACGAAGAACUACACCGUAAUUUCAAUGACACAGAAAUAACUUGUCAUUUAUAUUUUACUACAUAAUGACAGGCUAUUAUAUAAGCCUACAUACAGCAGGGUUUUCGGUUUAGGAGCUCAAUUCUGCCGACUGGGCGUGCACCUAUGAAAGAGAAACAAACACAGGCACGACGAAGGACAGGAGGAUAGUAUGUCAACAAGCACACUCAUCCAACCCAGCAUCAGGGAGAAGAAAGGCAGCUUCUUCAAGCUGAUCGACUCAUUUGCCUGGGAGAUCGGAACUCUGAAGAGGGAGGUGGUGCAGAAGGCUGAGCCAGCAGAGAGGGACCCAGAGCCUGUCAUACUACAGGGGCUGGAUGGGGAAGUGGGAGGUCUGUUCCUACAGGCUCCUCCCUGUGUUGGUGUGGGGGCACGGCUGGCUGGAGCUAGAGAUUCAGGCUACGACUCGUUGCGUAGAAGGAUGAGUGUGCUGGACAGGCUGGUGCAGACGCACGUUGUGUGGCUGCAGCUGGGACUUAACCAUGCAGACUCCACAAGCAUACUGGAACCGCAGCCCACCGGGACGUUUCUGGUGAGGAAGUCGACUACCCUGCAGAGGAAGGUGAUCUCUCUGCGUAUGCAUCAGGACUCUGAGACACCUGUCAAAGACUUCCCUGUGAAGGAGAGUCAAUACACAUUCUCCUUGGAGGGAUCGGGCCUCGGCUUCGCAGACCUGUUCCGUCUUGUGGCCUUCUGCUGCAUCAGCAGGGAUGUCUUGCCAUUCACCCUAAAGCUUCCAGAAGCCAUCUCUGCAGCCAGGACACCAACAGACUUGGAGGAGGUGGCCAAGCUAGGAGCAGGCUUCUGGGACUCUGAGCAUUGCUGCAGGAGCAAGAGUUCCGUCUCCCGGUUGUCCGGGACAACCAUCCAGGACCAAUCACUCAGCCCCCUUGUCACCCGCACCCCGUCCCAGCUUGAGUGUUCCCAGUCCAACGGGGCUCUCUGCUUCAUCAACCCCCUCUUCCUGAAGGUUCACGACCCAGAGGGGGGCAACCACACCCCUCCCUCCUCCACCAGCUACUACAACAACCCCCACCACCUAAACAACAAUAGUACUACAACAACUACAGCAACAACGGUACAAGGUCAACAGCACUGUACCAGAAACCCAGAGCAACUUAUCGACUGCACAAACAGCCCUCAACCCCCUAGCAACAGCCCUCAGAGUCCUAGCCCUGGCAACAGCCCCCAGCAUUAUAACAACAGUGUGAGCCAGGCUAAGAGCGUGUCCCGCCCACCACCGCCUCGCCCCCCACCUCCCCAUUGUGCUCCCCGUCGCCCUGCCCCUCCUCGACGCCAGUGCAGCAUGCCUGAGAAGAUAUCCUGGAUCAACCCCCCCAAAGAGAAGGACAGGGUGGGAGAGAGGGAGAAAGGAGGAGAAAGAGAGAAGGGCAGUAGCCUUCUCUCCCGUCUGGGCUCCUCUCUCAGCAUCAGUCCAUCCUCUUCUUUCCUCUUAUCCUCCCCUCCUAAGAAGCUCAGCAUCAGUGCCCCCAUCUCUAUUCCCUUGUCCCUCUCCUCCCCAAGUAGGCCGAAACCCACGCCGCCAGGCGACGUCGACUGCCAUCUUGCUCUCGAUGACCAGACUAUUGAGAACGCCAUUUCUCUCAGUCUGGCUAAGCGGGCACUGAGAAACGCCACCACCCCUGAUGACAACACAGAGGGAAACAGUCCGUCCACUCAAGACCCAGCCCCCUCCCGUCGAGAGGAAGGAGGAAGAGAAAGAGGAGGAAGAGGGGACAGUGUGCAGCGCCUGAGCGACAUGAGCCUUUCCACCGAAUCCUCUGCCGACUCACUAGACUUUUCCCAGGGCUUCUUCCCCCCUCUCUCUGAACCCAGCCCCCCCACCAUCAACAACCUGGUCCUUCCCCCCCUCACCCACCCCUACAGCAGCAUGGAGGAAGAUGAUGAUGAUGAAGACGAAGCAGACUUCGGCGGGAGCCUGGAGAGCGACCAAGACCAGGACCUGACCAUCACCCCUCCUGGGCUGCGCACCAAACGGCGAGCCAGCGCCGGGGCCAUGGUCAUCCAGCGGGCCCUCAGGGGCCACCUCCGUAAAAUGAGUGGGGUGUUCAACUCGCUGAUGACCCCAGAGAAACGGGCCAUACGGAGAGUCCUGGAGCUGUCGAGGGACAAGGGGUCUUACUUCGGCUGCCUGGUGCAGGACUACCUGAGCUUCCUGCAGGAGGGAGGCGGCAGCCAGGCCUGGCAGUGCCACGCAUCAGGACUGGAGUUGCUGCAGACGCUACGCCAGUUCAUCACCCAGAUGAAGAGCUACCUGCGGCAGAGCUCUGAGCUGGAGCCCCCCAUCGAGUCACUCAUCCCAGAGGACCAGAUCGACUAUGUCCUAGAGAAGGCCAUGCAUAAGAUUGUCCUGAAGCCCCUAAAAGGUGUGGUGGGAGUGGCCCUCCAGGAGUUCCAGGUCCGCAGCGGGGCAUGGCAGGAGCUUAAGGAGAACCUCUCAUUGGCCAAGGUCCGGCAGCCCCAGGAAAUGGGCGUGACCGACGCACUCCCUCCAGAUCCAGUCGCCAUAGAGAAGAUCCGGCACAAGUUUCACACCAUGUGUAAACUCUACUCUCCUGAGAAGAAGGUGACCAUGCUGCUGCGCGUGUGUAAACUCAUCUAUACCAUCAUGGAGGACAACUCAGGUCGUCUGUACGGGGCAGAUGACUUCCUGCCCAUGCUGACCUAUGUGUUGGCCCAGUGUGACAUGCCUCAACUAGAUAACGAGAUCCUCUAUAUGAUGGAACUGCUGGACCCCUCUCUGCUCAAUGGAGAAGGUGGAUACUACCUGACCAGUGCGUACGGAGCCAUGUCCCUCAUUAGGAACUUCCAAGAGGAGCAAGCAGCUCGUGUACUCAGUUCUGAAACACGCAACACACUCCACCAGUGGCACCGUCGCCGCACCACCCAGCGCACUGCUCCCUCUGUAGACGACUUUCAGAACUACCUGCGAGUGGCGCUCCAGGAGCUGGACAGCGGCUGCACGGCCAAAACCCUGCAGGUGCAGCCCUACGCCACCACAGAGGAAGUCUGCCAGAUCUGUGCCUACAAAUUCAAAGUUCCCGACCCUGAGGAUUACGCUCUGUUCCUGCUCACUGAGGGCUCGAGCCAGCAGCUAGCCCCUGACACAUACCCCCAGAAGAUCAAAGCUGAGCUCCACAGUCGACCCCAGGCCGCACCUUUUCACUUCGUCUUCCGUCGCGUGGCUAACCUCAAUGAACUGGACGUGACCUCUUUUGACCCCCAGUCCAUCCUCAAUGACGUCACCCUUACCACGGACUCUGAGCCCAAUCACAAUGAUGUAGCCUUAACCCAUUCGGACCCCCAGCCCAACUUCAACCUGGGUCUCAGUCCCAGUCUCAGCCUCAGUCUACCCCCCAACCAGCAAAAUGGCAACUCCAUAUCUAUCUGAGGCUGCAGGGCUGGAAACUCCAUCUGGACAUUCUUUCUGUAACCCAACAAAACUGAUCUGAGCUGUGUUUAACUGGAUUGAACUGGGCCUAACUGGGUUAAGCUGAGCCAUGCUGAGUUUAGCCAAAACAAACUUCCCUUUUUGGUGAAUCUUCUGUCUAGCAGGGCGUCCUCAAAGCGGAAAGCUUUGUCUAAGUACAGGAGGAAAGGAGAGGAAGAGGGAAGGAAAUGCGACAGAUGGGGUUAUUUUGCAGCUCUAUUUGUGAACCUUUGGGACAUGGCACUCAAGGAGCACACGUGAGGGCAAACGCCACUCACAUAAAGGAUGGAUAUGGAUGGAUAAAGUGAGGGCAAACGCCACUCACAUAAAGGAUGGAUAUGGAUGGAUAAAGUGAGGGCAAACACCACUCACAUUAAGGAUGGAUAUGGAUGGAUAAAGUGAGGGCAAACGCCACUCACAUUAAGGAUGGAUAUGGAUGGAUAAAGUGAGGGCAAACGCCACCCACAUAAAGGAUGGAUAAAAGCUUUGAAAUAGUCUUGUUACAGACACAGACAGACCCUCUAUACGGUCAUACUGCAAAAGUGUCUGAAAGUUCAGAUUCGGGGUCAGUUUUUGGUUUGUAACUCCUAGUGGUGAAGCAAAGGAUAAGUCGAGGGAAAGCUGAUCUCAGAUCUGUGGAUAGGGGUAACUUUUGUCUGCAAUGGUUCCAUCUAGUGAUGUACUCAUUCUGUCCAUUCACUUUUUCUUCAGACAGAAUAUAGCCUUUAUAGCGGAUAUACAGCAUUUACUUUAUCUGGGUGAUAGCCUACAUCUCUUAUGAAUUACUUGUUGCAGUUGCUGGUAAAAUUGCAGGAUAUGUAUUUUUAUGGAAUAUUGUUUUAUCAUUGCAUGUUCUUUUCUUUGUUAAAUGUUAGAAACGGGCAUGUCUGCCAGUGACGAAAUAAUGAAUGUCCUUAAUGUUAUGAUUAUCCAGGAGAUAUGAUACUGUACAUCCCUCAUAGCUAAUCCUUAGUUAAUAGAGGUCAUUGCUGUCAUAGUGAUUGUGUGAUAUAUGAUUGACUGGCUUGGUCUACAGUACCGGCGUCAAAUCCCAGACAAGGUCAUGAAAUAUUGUACUACUGACAAAUAUUAAAAGUAGGCCUAAAUUGCCUUAUGAAAUUUGGUGUGUCAAUUCUCAAGCUGGUCUGAGAUUAUGCACACACACACACACACACACAAAUGCACAAACUUGUGUGUGUUUUGGCUCUUGGCUGGUAAGAUUUGGAGCAUUGGGUAUGAGGGCAUAAGAGAUUUGCAAGGACGCAGAUUUGAGAAAAAAUAAGAAACCUGCACACUGCUCUUGCUAGGUAUCACUGCUCUUUUUUUAAGCUUUGACAAAGGCCUUGAGGUCGAUACGUAAAGGUUAAUAAAGAGCAGUGAUACUAGCAAGCGCAAUGUGUAGGUUUCUUUUUCAAUUGUUACCAUGCACCUGCAAUAAAGAUAGCUAAGAUGUGCCUUUUUGAAUUUUGAAGGACACAGAUUUAAAAGACAGAGUGAAAAGAAUGAGAUGUGAAGUAGAACUGAAUCAUUAAUAAAAUAAGGCUCUAAUGUUUCGUUAACUGAACACAAAUCAUGUUUAAACAAAUUGCAUUCUAUUAAUGUAUCAGUACUUCAAUGUUUACCAUUUUGAAAUGUAGAGUUGGGCAUUGCUGGUGCUGUAGAACGAUAACAGAAAAGUGAAAUGGUAAAUGUGAUUGAGGAAAGGUUAAGGAGGCAAUAGCAUUAUUGUUAAACACUAUGUAGCUUAUAAUGUUAGUUAAAAAUAUUGAAAUAUAUUUAAACUUUUUGGGGACUUAGGCGUUAUCCUGUUUUAAAUGUACUUAUACUGUAAUACAAUUGCUACUCUAACAAGAUUUUAAAUGAUACACAUUUUUGUAUUUAUAUGUAUCUGUGCUGGGAUUUUUUCACAGAUUGCAAUAUAACAGAUAUGGAAAAGCAGUCUUCCAAGAUCAACAAGAAAUGUACUUAUGUUCCUACGCUAAAGACUCUCUGUACGUAUCAUUGAAUGAUAUUAUUUUGCACUCAAUAAAUUUUGGUCAUGAAUUUGACUGUGCA